This is a messenger RNA of Triticum turgidum subsp. durum (durum wheat), 1446 nucleotides long. The record is from the annotation of a GenBank genome assembly. NCBI's taxonomy places the organism in Eukaryota, Viridiplantae, Streptophyta, Magnoliopsida, Poales, Poaceae.
AUGCAGCCGCAGCAGCAGGCGUCGACGACGAGCUCAGCUACUAUGUCGUCGUGGAAACUAGCUCGAUCGCUCGAGCCAAGUCCCGUCUGCCAAGGCCACAGGGUGAGGCCGUCGGGCGCCAGCGGCAACCUUACCGGCGGCGUCUGGAUGCCGCUGAGCCGUCCUUAUGGCCCGUGCUCCUCGGAGGGGGAAACUACGGCGCCGCCGUCAUCUGUGCCUGACGCGCUCCUGUGGGACCGGAACCGCGCGAGCUACAUCCAGAAAAAGGUCAUCGGCGAAACCCAGCCUUUGGCGCCGUCUCAGCCAGCCAAUACCCAACAGAUGUCUACCGACGCCUCCACAAAUAACGGACUAGGACAGUCGGCUACGCCAUCGUCGUUGUCUAGGCUUGAUCUGGCAGCCACCGGCGGGAGCGGGAGGCUGCCCGGCGUGACCCAAAGAAUGGUGAUCGACACGGCGAGUGACGUGCCGUGGGUGCAGUGUGCGCCCUGCCCGCAGCCGCAGUGCCACCCUCAGACGGACGUCCUGUACGACCCAAGAAACUCCGUUACAUCCGCCACCUUCCCCUGCACCUCCCCGACCUGCCGCCAGCUCGGCCCUUACGCCAACGGCUGCACCGGCGGCCCCAACUCCGGCCAGUGCCAAUACCGCGUUCAGUACCGCGACGGCUCAGCCUCGUCCGGCACCUACAUCUCCGACGUGCUAACCCUCACCCCUACUCCGGCCGGUGUGGUCAAUAACUUCCGCUUCGGGUGCAGCCACGCCCUGCAGCGCCCCGGCGUCUUCAGCAACACGACCGCCGGGAUCAUGGCGCUCGGCCGGGGCGUGCAGUCGCUGUUGUCGCAGACAAAGCAGACCCACGGAAACGUCUUCUCCUACUGCGUCCCGCCGACGGAGAGCCACCGUGGCUUCUUCGUCCUCGGCGUGCCGAGGGUGGCCGCCUCCAGGUACAUACUAACGCCCAUGCUCAGGAGCAAGCUAUCCCCGUCGCUCUACCUCGUGCGCCUGCAAGCUAUCACUGUAGCCGGGCAGCGACUCGCGGUGCCGCCCACAGUCUUCGCCGCGGGCGCGGUGAUGGACUCCCGCACCGUCAUCACGCGCCUCCAGCCCACGGCGUACAGCGCACUCCGCGCAGCGUUCAGGGCCCAAAUGGGCGGGUACCGCGUUGCCGUGCCCAAGGGCCAGCUCGACACCUGCUAUGACUUCACCAGCGUCCGCACCGUGAGGCUGCCGAAGGUCGCGCUGGUGUUCGACAGCCAGAGCAACGGCGGCGCCGCUGUGGAGCUCGACCCGUCCGGGAUUCUCUUCAACAGCUGCCUCGCUUUUGCCUCCACCGGAGGUGGAGACGGCUCCACCGGGAUCAUCGGCAACGUCCAGCAGCGAACCAUUGAGGUCCUCUACAACGUCGGCGGCAGCGCCGUCGGGUUCCGCGGUGGCGCGUGCUGA